This is a messenger RNA of Acipenser ruthenus (sterlet), 3035 nucleotides long. Its product is annotated as interferon regulatory factor 3-like. Gene Ontology annotation, molecular function: protein binding; DNA-binding transcription factor activity, RNA polymerase II-specific; RNA polymerase II cis-regulatory region sequence-specific DNA binding. Lineage: Eukaryota; Metazoa; Chordata; Actinopteri; Acipenseriformes; Acipenseridae. Gene Ontology annotation, biological process: immune system process; regulation of transcription by RNA polymerase II. The transcript has 9 exons. The record is from RefSeq and is a predicted model, not a curated record. Gene Ontology annotation, cellular component: nucleus. The coding region runs from base 35 to 1456 and encodes 473 amino acids.
GAAGGGAGGGACGGAGGGAGGGGGGUCUGAUGCAAUGCUAUUUAAACCCCAAACCGUGCAAUUAAUUUUCUGUGAAAAAUAUUGUUCUUGUUGUGAAUUGGGUUGGAAGAUUUUGCUAGAUCGUUGCAAAACACAGACGGAAAUGCAAAGCGCUGCUUACCAAAAGCCACAGUUCGGCAAGUGGCUGAUAGAUCAGAUUAACAGUGGCCAGUACCCAGGGCUGGAGUGGGUGGACAAAGACCGGUUCCGCAUCCCUUGGAAACACAACUCCAGGAAAGACUGCAAUGAUGAUGACUGUAUGAUAUUCAAGGCUUGGGCUAUAGCCAGUGAGAAAUUCCAUGAAAAUCAAAAUGACAAAGCCAAAUGGAAAACUAACUUCCGCUGUGCCUUAAACAGCCUGAAGAAUUUCAUAAAGAUACAAGACAAAUCAAAAGAGUCAGAUGAUCCACACAAAGUCUACCAGAUUUUAGAAAUGCCAACUGACUAUGUGAAAACCAUUAAAGAGGACGAGACUGCACAGCAAUAUGUCAACCCCCAGCCUUCCCCAGCUCCUAUCAUAUACCCGAACCAGCGUGUACCACAGUACCUACAGCCCGAGGAUGCGCAGCAAGAAUUGUUGAACGAGCAGCUGCACACCCUGAAUAUUGGAAAUCAAUACCCAGACCACUCGCGGUGGGAUCAGCUACCCACCUAUGGCAUGCCUGCUGAGGAAUAUCCCAUUGAGCCUGUACCCUAUGCACCAGAUCAAGUCUCUCAGAAUGCAAUUCCAAAUCAUAUCCCAGAGCAGCCCUACUAUGCCGAAAAUGAACUCCUCCUGCCUGAUUUGAACGAUUUGGAGAUUACCAUCUACUACCGGAAGCAGACCGUGCUGUUUACACAGGUACGAGGCCCCAAAGUACAGCUUCACUACAACAAGGCGGACCCCAGCCUGGGCCCAGAGCGGCUUGUGUGCUUCCCUGGAACAGAGCAGCUCGUGGACCACAGGCAGAUUAAGUACACCCAGAAGCUCCUCAACAGCAUCCAGAGAGGCCUGCACCUGGAGGUCAAGCCAAAGGGCAUCUACGGGACACGACUAGAUAAGUGCCACGUGUACACAGCCCACAACACGCCUGUGAUCGAGGAGCCAAGCAAGCUACCCAACAACAGGGAGGUGGAGCUUUUUAGCUUCCAAAAAUACUUAAAAGAUUUAUUCGAUUUUAAAGAAAACAAGCGCGGCUCUCCAGAUUAUACAAUUUACCUUUGCUUCGGGGAGAAGUUUCCUGACGGGAAACCGAAGGAAACUAAAUUAAUCCUAGUGAAGGUCGUUCCCCUAGUCUGCCGAUUUUGGCAUGAAAUGGCUCAGAGAGACGGGGCAUCUUCUUUACAGAGCGGCAACAUCAGCCUGCAGUUAUCCAACAACAGCCUGUAUGAAUUAAUCAAUUCCUACAUGCCUGACCUGGAAAUGUUUUCUGUCUAAAGUCAUAUUGGUAAUUGCAUGGCAAACAAAUAUAAAAAUCCGUUUUUAUUGCUCAGCAGACAGCCUCUCUUGUUGCUGUCUCUUCCUUUCUCUCUUGUCCUAUCAAUAACUCUUAUUAGUAAAACUGCUUGCUGCUUUGUAGUAGCAGUGGACUAGUCUUAUAUAAUAGAGAGUGUACUCUUCAAUUCCAUUUAAUAUAACCCUGACAAUUGUAUGGACUUCAUGCAAUAGUUCAAGAUAAAAAAAAAAAAAAUACAUGUUUAAGUAUAUAUAUAUUAUGAAAAUAUAAAUGUCAAGUUUGGGCAUUGGUGGUAACACUAUGCAAAAUUGUCUCAAGCACACUGCACUAAAUAUGCAUAGGCACUAUUAUAGAAUUUUAAAUUAAACUGCAGGGCCAGUAUACUUGACCCAUAUUCAAUGAUCAAUAAUUCUUUGAGUUUGAGCGCACACACACUCUCUCUUUCACGCGAUUGAAGAUUCAAAGGACAACAGCUCAGCCAGUAGAGCGUUGGCACUGGAAGCAAAAGACUCAGGUUUGAUUCCUAAUUCUGCUGCCACUAUUUCCAAUAGCACACGCUGAUAUAAUCCAAGAUAAAAAGGUGCACAGCAGUUUAGUGUAACAAAACGCAUUAAACAUGACAAGCACAGGGUAAAUAUGUCUAACGCAAUGGGCUGAGCCGGUGAGGUUGCACAGCACUAAAGUAUAACGCAAACCCAGCACACUCCCAAAGACAUACCCUUCUAAACAGUGCUAUAGUAUGAGAGAGUAGUGGUCAGAACACUGUAGUUUAUUAUUAAACCCUUACAUUGAAACUUAGAACCUCUCUUAGCUAAUAACAAACUGGCCACACUACAGUAUCAAAGAACUCAGCAGGCAAUAGUUAAACUAGUCUGACAUUAUACUGUAGGUUUAAUAAAACGGUUUUCACCUUAUAGUGGAAAGAUCAUUCCCCUUGGGUUGAAACGGUGACCUUUAGUAAGGUUACGACCUCCAGUUAUUGUCUGUCUGUCGCUUUUUCAACCUUCUGGGUAGUAGUUUUUCACUAUAUAGUAUACUAUACUAUUUUGUCUAUUUUAUUAUAUUAAACUAUAGUGUUUUGACCACUACUAUAAUACCAUGGUAUUUUAUAUGGACAGAUAACCCUGCUAUCUGGUAACUUUAAAAGCUAUUUAGAUUUGCUUAAAUUAGACAUACUGAAAACGGGAGCUGGACCUCCCACAGUAUUUAAACAAAUUGUCUUCUUGUGAAGAAUUAAACACUGAGCAUUAUUUUGUUACAUGCCCUAAAAAGGGUACAUUUUUUUACUUGCCCUAAGAAAAGGACACAUCUAAUUCUCAACUUGUUGACCAGGCAUAGGGUUAUAAAGUUGUUUUACUGCUAUGCCAACUAUGAGAUUAGCAACCCAUGAAGCAAUUAUUAUAAUUGUUUCAAUACAGUAUGAGUAAGAAGAGAUCUCCUACUAGAAUAUUAUUAUAUAUAUAUAUAUAUAUUUUACUUUGAGAGUCUUAUCUGUGUUUCUUUGCUGCUUUGGUGUAUAAGGCUUUUGUUGUAAGAAUAAAAUAAAGAUGAAUUGCAGGU